Messenger RNA from Raphanus sativus (radish), 3501 nucleotides. Its product is annotated as pentatricopeptide repeat-containing protein At4g19440, chloroplastic. NCBI's taxonomy places the organism in Eukaryota, Viridiplantae, Streptophyta, Magnoliopsida, Brassicales, Brassicaceae. Bases 197 to 2623 code for a protein of 808 amino acids. The transcript is spliced from 3 exons. The record is from RefSeq and is a predicted model, not a curated record. Gene Ontology annotation, molecular function: protein binding.
AGCUCUCUCUCUCUCUCUCUCUCUCUCUCUCUCUCUCUCUCUCUCUCUCUCUCUCUCUCUCUCUCUCUCUCUCUCUCCCUCUCUCCCAUGGCUUCUAGCUCACUUCUUCCUCGUCUCUGAUCAGUGGCGGCUCUUCUCUAUUUCCCUAAAAUCUCAUCACACGUGACUUCCUCGCCAUUUCCUCUCUCCAUCACCGAUGAAUCUGAGGAAACUCUCUCGCGCAACCGACGCGCUCACUCUCCGCUCGAGAUCCACACCACACGCACGAAAAAACCUCCACACAACCCGAUCGGCAGAAGAAGCUUGCUCCGAUCAGCAACAUUUACGCCUACGGUUAUCCGCCGCCUUAUCAAGAAGAUCUCUAGAUUACAAGCACUGCAAACAACUCAUAACCACCUUAUCGCCUCACGAGUUCGAUAGAUUGUUUCCUGAGCUCAAAUCCAAAGUCAAUCCCAAGACGGCUUUGGAUUUCUUCAGAUUAGCGUCCUCUGAUUCGUUUCGCUUCUCCUUCAGCCUCCGUUCGUAUUGCUUGAUGAUAGGUCUAUUGCUCGAAAAGAAUCUGUUAUCUCCCGCUAGGUUAGUUCUGAUUCGUUUGAUCAAUGGAAGCGUUCCGGUUUUGCUGCGUUCUGAUUACGACGAUUCGAGUCAAGUCGCGGUUGCUGAUGCGAUGGCGAGUUUGAGUUCGUGUUUUGAUCAAGAGAUCAGAAGGAGGCUCUCAGAUUUGUUGGUUGAGGUUUACUGUACAGAGAUGAAGCGUGAUGGUUGUUAUCUAGCUCUUGAGGUGUUUCUUGUUCUUGCUAAGAAGGGUAUGUUUCCGUCUAGGACGACUUGUAACAUCUUGCUGACGUCUUUAGUGAGAGCCAACGAGUUUGACAAGUGUUGUGAAGCUUUCGAGGUUGUUUGCAGAGGUGUUUCUCCUGAUGUUUACUUGUUCACUACCGCGGUUAACGCGUUUUGCAAGGGAGGGAAAGUGGACGAGGCUAUAGAGUUGUUCUCGAGGAUGGAGGAAGCUGGUGUUGCGCCGAAUGUUGUCACUUACAACGCUGUUAUAGAUGGUUUGGGGAUGAGUGGGAGGUACGACGAGGCGUUUAUGUUUAAGGAGAAGAUGGUGGAGAAUGGUGUGGAGCCAACUCUUGUCACUUAUAGUAUUCUUGUCAAGGGUUUGAUCAAGGCGAAGAGGGUUAUUGAUGCUUGCUGUGUCUUGAAGGAAAUGAAGGAGAAAGGGUUUCCUCCUAAUGUUAUUGUGUAUAACAAUUUGAUUGAUGGUUUGAUCGAGGCUGGGAGUUUGAGCAAAGCUGUUGAGGUAAAGGAUGGUAUGGUUGCGAAGGGGUUGUCUCUCACAUCGUCGACGUAUAAUACUCUCAUAAAGGGAUACUGCAAGAGUGGUCAAGCAGAUGUUGCAGAGCGUCUCCUGAAGGAAAUGCUGUCGAUGGGUUCAACUGUAAAUCAGGGCUCCUUUACUUCUGUGAUUUGCUUGUUGUGCAGUCGUGGUAUGUUUGACUCCGCAUGUCGUUUUGUUGGAGAGAUGUUACAGCGUAACAUGAGCCCUGGUGGUGGGUUACUUACUACAUUGAUUUCUGGUCUUUGUAAGCAUGGGAAACACUCAGAGGCAGUACAUCUUUGGUUUCAAUUCUUACGUAAAGGUUUUGUAGUAGACACUAAGACUUCAAAUGCUUUGCUUCAUGGACUCUGUGAAGCAGGGAAGCUGGAACAAGCUUCUAGGAUUCAAGAAGAGAUAUUAGCGCGUGGUUUAGUUAUGGAUACCAUUGCUUAUAACACUUUGAUUUCUGGAUAUUGCAGAAAGAUGAAAUUGGAGGAAGCUUUUAAGUUGAUGGAUGAAAUGGUUAAGAGAGGACUUACGCCUGACAACUAUACUUACAGCAUUUUGAUUCGAGGGCUGUUUGAUAUGAAUAAAGUCGAGGAGGCCAUACAGUUCUGGGAUGCUUGCAAACGGAGUGGUAUGGUUCCUGAUGUUUAUACAUAUUCAGUCAUGAUAGAUGGGUGUUGUAAAGCUGAAAGAGCAGAAGUGGGUCAGAAACUGUUUGAUGAGAUGAUGAGCAAGAAUGUGCAGCCAAAUACUGUUGUCUACAAUCAUCUAAUCCGAGCAUAUUGUAGAAGUGGGAGGCUAUCAAUGGCCUCUGAUCUCCGAGAAGAUAUGAGACACAGAGGAAUUUCACCUAAUAGUGCUACAUAUACUUCACUAAUAAAGGGGAUGUCGAUUAUCAGCCGUGUUGAGGAGGCAGGGCUCCUCCUCGAGGAGAUGAAGGAGGAAGGUUUGGAACCCAAUGUCUUUCAUUAUACAGCUCUUAUUGAUGGGUAUGGUAAAUUGGGUCAGAUGAUCAAAGUUGAAUGUCUUUUGCGUGAGAUGCAUUCAAAGAGCAUACUCCCAAACAAGAUUACUUAUACCGUGACGAUUGGUGGGUAUGCCAGAGAUGGGAAUGUAACAGAAGCUUCUAGGCUUCUAAAUGAGAUGAGGGAAAAAGGAAUUGUUCCAGAUUCUAUCACAUACAAAGAAUUCAUUUAUUGGUAUCUUAAGCAUGGAGGUGUUUUGCAAGAUUUUGAAGGCUCUGAUGAGGAAAAUUAUGCAGCAAUCAUUGAAGGAUGGAGCAAAACGAUUCAGUAGCUGAUGAAAAGGUUCUUAGUCUGGUUCUCAAUGAUUCUGUUAGUUGCUCUGAUUGAUUCAGUUUCUUGAUGGAAAUCGUUCUCAUUGUGUGCUAGUGGCUAAUGCUUAAAGUUGAGAAAUUGAGACCCAGUGGUGUUCUCUGUGUUGAUGGUCAUGUUCUCGCCAGUAUUUGCAUCUUCUUUAUAGAGGAAGCACAGUAGCAUGUACUUGGUAGAAGCAUAUGGUUCAUUGCUUUAGAGUGACUAGCCAACCACUUUGGUUUAAUAGCGUCGAACUGCUUCAACUUUAGAAGAGAAAAUGGUGUUGCCUUUGGCAUCAUAUGGGUGAUUUACAAGUCUAAGUUACUGAUGCUCCUCAGGUUUUAAAACUGAGUUGCCAUAGAAUCAGACCCAUCUGAUACAUUCUGGAUCAGUGCAUGCACUUCGGAUAGCAGUCCCGAAAAUAUUCUACAGAUAUCACAGGGUGUCAAUCAAAAGCUUAUACGUGGACCAUCCGCGGCCGCUAUUGGACCAAAAUGGCUUCUCUUUUCCAGGUUACAUAAAUACAGCUGAAUCCAGUUCUCAUAGGAGUAGUUUAGAACAAAAUUUAGCCCAGACGUGUCGCCGAAUUUAUGACUAGAGAGAUUCUUCUAACUGAUAUGAAAGGUAACCUUUUAUAACAGUAUCAACUUAUUCAACAACAUUCACUGUAUAGUAAAAGAUGCAGUGGGGUUUUGUUUCCUUUUUAUUCUUGUAUACAAUUUGUUAUUCAUUAUUUUUUUUCUUCCGGAAGUGAAAAUUGUUUUCUAGAUGUACAUAAAAGUGUAGAAAAUUCUAAACAGAGUUUGACUGUGGGAAAAUAUGGAAUAAUAAGAUCUCAUUAAUAGUUUUUUCGUUUAA